UGUAAUAUAGUCGACAUCUACUUGCAGGUCGUAGCUAGACAGCCAUACUAUCUCUUAAACCAUUUAUCUAGUGGCUUAUUUUACUUCGGUUUUUUUUUCAACUCGUUGUUAUGUAUAAUGUAUAAUUGUGUCACUGUGUCCAGCGCAUGGUAGAUAAAUAGUUUAAUCUCGCGAACAAAACCAAUAUUCUGCUACAAAUCCUGACGCACUGACGUGUGAGUCGCUAGUUUUGAGAGGCCGGAUUUAUUUUGUUCAAUCGUCGGCAGUUUAAGCCUGACCACAGUUAAUUUCAACGCAAAAUCAAAACACAAACAAUUAUGUCUUCAAAAAAACAAACUCAACGUGAGGAAGAGCCAAGUGGAAUCAGAAAAUCAACUAGAAAACGACGUCCAAAAUUACGUCAAUCAUUGUCGCCUAAUAAGAAUAUGCCAACUACUAGCAAUAUCAAAACUAAGCGUAAAGCAACUACUAAAAUUCAUACAGUUUUUGAUGAAAGAGUGCUUUCAUUAUCUAGAUUAAAACCCACCCAAAUUAAACAUGAUUCAGCAAUCCAGUAUGUAUUAAAUCAAGAAGAACGUGAUGAUAUUGAACAAAUAAUUACAGAUGAUAUAUUAGAUAAAAUACAAUGGGAAUUUGAAUCAAUGUUGACUGGUAUAAUUGUACGCAAAAAACAAAUCAAAAAUGUUUAUAACUUGCUAUCUUCUGUGCAAGAAUCUGGUUCUCCAAAUAAAGUAGAAAAUAACUGUAAACAAUCUAUGAAUUUAGCAAAAGUUGCUGCAGAAAUUUUUCAUGAUGAUGAAUGCUCUUCAAACUUAAACAAUGUUGAAUUUGAAAAUGAAGAGCUUCCUCCAAUCCAGACUGAAUCGGCAAAAAAAUUUUGGUCUCUAGUUGAACCUUAUCUUGCUGAUGUAAGUGAUGAAGACCUCAAGUGGUUAGAAGAUUUGGUAAUGUCUUAUAGCUCUAAACUUGAUAAAAUACCACCUUUAGGAGAACACUAUUCAAAACGUUGGGUACGAGAAGAAUUAAAAAUGCAAGAUCAACAAGCUUCUAGCUCUCAUCAGCCAAAUAUGAAAACUCGACUAGCUGACCGAGUACCUCCUGAUGUGGUAGAACUAGUUAAUAGAGCUAAUAAUGCUGCACGCGGUGGUCAUGAAUCAAUGCCAUUAUUCCAAAAAAUUAUGGCGGCUAUUUUAGAACAUACAAAUAUGUCUCAAAAUGACAUUGAUAACAAUAGUGAAAUUGAUGGUGUUGCUGAAGACAGACCAGAAGAAAUGAGCAAUGUUUGUGAAGAAUUUUAUGGGGAACAAAAUAUUAGAAAACAACUGCAGAAAUUAGGAUUAAUUGGUAAUCAAGACAAGCCAGUGGCAUCACCUUCAAGUUUACCUCAUUCUUCAUCACAGGCUACUGUUGAUAGCGAUGAAAUUUUAGAAGAGAUAGUUAAAUGUGAUUCUGCUUUAAGUAAUUUACGCGAAAUGAACAAAAAUCACUUAAGUAUCUUAUUAGAAAGAUGUCGUGAACGCCAUUCUAUGCAAAAGAAAAAAAAGAAACUUCAAAAACUUGAUGAUAAGAUUUUAAACUUCAAAAAACAAGGCAAUUCACAAAAAAAAAAUGUGAAAACAGGGCAAACAAGUAACAAAAAUGAGGAUAUAAGAUUUGUACUAAAUAAACGCAGCAAUUACCUUAAGCGGUUGCAAUCCUGUGCUACAGAUCCUAUUAACAUGGAUGAUUCUGAAUCAAGUGAUGAAGACGUGAAAAAUGAAUGUAUUGUUAUAUCAGAUGAUUGUAUAGUCAUAUCCGACAGUGAUUCAAACUAAAGGAUAACAUAUUGAACACUUGGUUAUAACAUAAUAUAAUACAGAUGUAAUUUUACUUAAUAUAUUGUCCUCUACACCUAAA
Molecule: messenger RNA, 1896 nt
Organism: Diuraphis noxia (Russian wheat aphid)
Lineage: Eukaryota; Metazoa; Arthropoda; Insecta; Hemiptera; Aphididae
Biological process (GO): regulation of transcription by RNA polymerase II
Cellular component (GO): SAGA complex
Molecular function (GO): transcription coactivator activity
Source: RefSeq, a predicted model, not a curated record